Messenger RNA from Colletotrichum orchidophilum, 1260 nucleotides. Its product is annotated as SRPK2 bound unphosphorylated. Gene Ontology annotation, molecular function: protein kinase activity; ATP binding. Lineage: Eukaryota; Fungi; Ascomycota; Sordariomycetes; Glomerellales; Glomerellaceae. Gene Ontology annotation, biological process: spliceosomal complex assembly; protein phosphorylation; regulation of mRNA processing. The coding region runs from base 1 to 1260 and encodes 419 amino acids. The record is from RefSeq and is a predicted model, not a curated record. The transcript has 3 exons.
AUGGCGGCACCAAUCACUGAAUACAGUUACAUUGAAGACGUGGAACGACUGAGCGACUACCGGCCGGGUGGUUAUCAUCCCAUCCAAAUCAAUGAUCGUCUUCACAAACGAUACCGCAUUGUCCACAAGUUUGGGCACGGGACAUUUUCAACGGCCUGGCUUGCUCUUGACGAACGAACAUCAAAUUAUGUCGCCAUAAAAGUCGGCACUGCAGAUGCAGACAGGCGAGAGGUAGAUAUUCUUUCUCAGCUUACGAAAGGAGUUGCUGCUUGCAGCAGCGCCGCAGACAAGGCGUCGAUGAUCCCGGUGGCCGUUGAUCGCUUUAGUCUUGACGGCCCCAAUGGGACUCAUCCUUGUUUUGUUACAGUCCCAGCAAGGUGUAGUCUUGUGGAUGCGAAAGAGGCAUCGGACUCGAGACUAUUCCAGCUCGAGGUUGCCCGGUCUCUGGCUGCCCAGCUUGCUAUGGCCGUUUCUCUUGUUCACUCACAGGGUUAUGCUCAUGGAGACCUUCAUCUUGGAAACGUCCUUCUCCAGCUACCUUCUUCUCUAAAUAAUCUCUCAGUGGAGCGAUUGUAUGCGAAUUUUGGAGCCCCAGAGCAGGAACCUGUUGUCCGCCUCGACGGAAGACCGACCUCUUCAGCAGCUGGGGUCCCUUUGUAUGCCGUCCCACCCGUGUGGCUUGGAAUAGCAAGCGAUGAGGUCACUCUGAACGGGGCGAAAGUAUUACUUAGCGACUUUGGUGUCGCCUUUCGCCCGUCAGAUAAGUCCCGCUUUGAAUCACAUACACCCCUUGUGAUACGCCCGCCUGAGGCUUUCUUUGAGCCAACGACGCCUCUUUCCUUCGCGUCGGAUAUAUGGAGCCUCGGUUGCAUCAUCUUCGAGUUGCUCGCUCACAGGUCUCUCAUCGACGGAAUCCUCGCGCCUCUGGACGAAAUCACGGCGCAGCAGAUUCACUUACAAGGUCCUCCGCCGUCUGAGUGGUGGGAUAAUUGGGACCAGCGGUUCAAGUGGUUCGACGAAACGGGAAGACCGCUCAGUAACCAGUGUGAUAUAUGGUCGUGGGAUAGGAGGUUCGAGCAAUGGGUACAAGAGCCGAGACGGUCUUGUGUGGAUGCUCACAUGGAGAACUACGGAGCGGCCAAACGCAGAGGAGGUAUUGAACGCGGCUUGGAUGAAGAGCUGGGCUUUACCAGCGUACGACGAAACGCGGAAGGCUUGGGUAUGACAUUUGCAACUUCUUAUCCCGGCAUGUACCGCUAA